Molecule: messenger RNA, 1208 nt
Organism: Quercus lobata
Lineage: Eukaryota; Viridiplantae; Streptophyta; Magnoliopsida; Fagales; Fagaceae
Product: chaperonin CPN60-like 2, mitochondrial
Exons: 7
Coding region: 209-598 (129 amino acids)
Biological process (GO): protein refolding
Molecular function (GO): ATP-dependent protein folding chaperone
Source: RefSeq, a predicted model, not a curated record
CUUGCUGCUGCCCACGCCGUGACGCCGCCACCACGCGAGAGCGGCGAGACCCAUCUCGCAGACCCACGCGACACCCACACCUACCACACGACACCCAUCUCGCCAUGACGCCGCUGCUGGCUUUGAUCUUAAAAGCAAUGCCAGACUUCUAUCAAAUGAUACCUUUUUAAAUAUUUUAUGAACAGGCAUUGACUUGCAACUCAGUCUGAUGAGCGCCUAUACAUAUGUUUGUGCAAUCAAAGCUCCUGGUUUUGGGGAAAAUAGAAGAGCAAACUUAGAUGAUCUUGCCAUUCUUACCGGGGGAGAGGUUAUCACUGAAGACCGUGGUUUAACCCUUGACAAAGUUCAAUUUGAAAUGCUUGGAACUGCAAAAAAGGUGUCUGUCUCUCUUGAUGACACAAUAAUUCUACAUGGGGGUGGGGAUAAGAAGCUGAUUGAAGAAAGAUGUGCAGAGGCACCUUCAUUCACAAUAGCCUCAAAUGCUGGUUUUGAUGGUGCACUGGUUAUUGGCAAAUUGUUGGAACAAGAUAAUCAUAAUUUGGGUUUUGAUGCUGCUAAAGGUGGAGGAGAGAAUCAUAGAUCCUCUCAAAGUGGUUAGAACAGCUUUAGUCGACGCUGCCAGGAUUUGCUCCUCUUCACCUCUAAAUCUAUCAAAAGGGCCGCUUUGCAAGCUAUCAGCAAUGACCAAGUUUCUGUUCCCAGCCUUGUAACAGCUGUAUUUACUCAUGAUCUUUGGUUGGAUCACUACGAGUGCUAUUGUCAGCUGUUUGAAGAUGUCUAUGCCACUUGCAGAAGGACAACUCUGUAGUUGGUUGGCUUCUCUGCUGGGAGGUGACAAAUGCAAUUUCAAAGUGAACAUUGAGUUGGAGCUUGGAUUUGCCCAGAGUCUGCGCAUUAUCAAGAUGCCUGAAUUGAUGGAGUGCUUGUUGAUCAAUACCACCGUUUGGCUAGGCCACUGGUGAACUCAUGAGAACGAGGUUGCCCCAGAACUCUCAACUGGUUAAGCUUGUUUGCUGCCAAACUGAUUUGUGGGGUGGAUAGAAGAGUCCUGCCGAUCUCUGAGCCUCUACUAUGAGAUUCAAUGUUUUGUGAAUAGCAAAUUAAAUCUUCAAAAUAUUGUCAAUAUUCUUACCUUACAAUUAACAAAAAAAGAAAAAAAAAUCUAUAUAAUUUUGAGAUCGCAUUUGAAUAUAUAAUAUAGUUUUUUU